Messenger RNA from Nelumbo nucifera (sacred lotus), 727 nucleotides. RefSeq names its product WUSCHEL-related homeobox 5-like. Gene Ontology annotation, molecular function: DNA binding; DNA-binding transcription factor activity. The record is from RefSeq and is a predicted model, not a curated record. NCBI's taxonomy places the organism in Eukaryota, Viridiplantae, Streptophyta, Magnoliopsida, Proteales, Nelumbonaceae. Gene Ontology annotation, biological process: plant organ development.
AGUAACUUCAUCAGAGACUCGGAGAAGAAAAGGUCGUAUAUAUGGAUGAACGAAUGUUGGGUUUCUGUAUUAGAGCUGGAGGAUAUGGAUAUGGUGGUGGUGGUUGUCAUGCAGCUGGAGGAGGUGGUGGAGGAACCAAGUGCGGGCGUUGGAAUCCGACAGCAGAACAAGUUAAAGUUCUCACUGAUCUUUUCAAAUCCGGGCUCCGAACUCCGAGCACUGAUCAGAUCCAGAAGAUCUCAACUCAGCUCAGCUUUUACGGAAAGAUAGAGAGCAAGAACGUCUUCUACUGGUUUCAGAACCAUAAAGCCAGAGAAAGGCAGAAACGCAAGAGAGUAUCUGUCGACGACCAAGAUUUCAUCGACAGAGCAGUGGACAAAGUUUUACCAGCAACAAAACAUUUCGUGGAAGUUGAUCUCGUUUCGGAGCCUGAAAGAACCAUAGAAACGCUGCAGCUCUUUCCGCUGAACUCGUACCAGGAUUCGGACUCCCUGAAGCUGAGACUAUUUAGGAACGAAUACAAGGAAACGACAUUCUCGUAUGGGAUCGGGAAAGAGAAUGAUCAUCCACCAUUGGAUCUUCGUUUAAGCUUUCUGUGACCAGCUUCAGAUCAAUCUGAAUCUUUUAGUAAUAGUAAAGAAAAGGAAAAGAAAAAAAAAAGGUCCAUAAAUGUUUGUUAUCUGGAUUAAGGAUCAGUUUCAGUUUUAGAGUAGACUUUGUAGCGAAG